This is a messenger RNA of Funneliformis mosseae, 1095 nucleotides long. The record is from the annotation of a GenBank genome assembly. NCBI's taxonomy places the organism in Eukaryota, Fungi, Glomeromycota, Glomeromycetes, Glomerales, Glomeraceae.
AUGGAAGAAACUUCUAUAAAGACAAAUUCAACAAUUUUACAAAAUGAUUUAAAAGAAACAACAGCAAUACUUCGAUUUGAAGUACCUUUAAAAAAAGGUCAAGGAAAUAAUGUAAUUUAUUUUCCCGACUUGAUUAAUCCACCAAAGGCUGAAAUAACAAUGAAUAAUCAAAACUUCUUUACUAGUGAUAAUUCUUCGUUAGAACAAAAUUUGGAUGAAAUGGAUUUAGAAAAUUUUGUAGUAUCAGAAACCGCAGAUUUUUUGGAACAUAUGGCCGUUGAAAAACGUCCCGAACCAAAAUUUUACGCAAUCUCAAGAAAAAGUACUACUCCCGGUUUUUUUGGUGCUGGAACUAAUAUAAAUCCACCUGAAAAUAUUCUUCAAUUCUUUAAUAAUGAAAUAUCAAAUGAUAAAUCAUCCACUAUCACUUCCAAUACUGAGACAAUUGAAAAUAAUGAAAAUAAAAAUUUAAAUAAACCGACCAAGUCAAGAACAAGAAAGAAUGCUACAACAUCAAAAUCAAAGGGCAAAAAAGCCAUUAAGCAAGAAGAGAAACUAACGUCGUCAGUUAGUGAAGCUGUUGGCAGUAUGUCAAAAAAAACAAAAAGACAACCUUCUUCUCAGCAAUCAGAAACAAAAGCUAAAAAACAAAAGACUAAAGUUAAUGAAGGAAAUAAAACGAUUAUUAAAAGCGAAUCAAAAUAUUUAGAAAUCCAAAGAUUAUUGGAAAAACACAAACGUCGCAAAGAGAAAAAAAUUAAUAAAGAUGCUUCUACCAGUGGUAUAGUAAGUAGUAGUUCUUCAAAAAAUUCAACUCCUAUAGCUAAAUCAUUAAAAUCUUUAAUUCAUGUCGAAGAUGAUUCAUCUCUAUCAUUAUCUUCAACUUCAUCGACUGAGUCUUCUCCAAAGAGAAAAGGCCGGAUCGAAGUUCGUUCGCGAGGGAGUUCUUCAACUUCAUCUACAGUAACCUCUACAAAAGCGAGCAAAGUGAAUACGAAAUCAAAAUCAAAGACUAGUAAUCCAAAUAAUUAUAAUGCAGAAAGUCCUGGAUUAACACCGAUGACAAUAUCUUCCGAAUCUACCCCUACUCCUUAA